CAACACUACUAUAUAACAAAUAAUUUGAGGUAUGUCCAAUGAACUCAUGUCACCUAAAAUGUCACCUAAUUUGGCUUUCUAAUUCCUAAUAUGUCUUCCUCAAUUCCUAAUGACAAGAAACCAUUCACAUCUUCUUCAAGGUACGGACUUCGACAUCACAUCAGACCAGAAAAACCCUUAUCAAUUAAAACUCAAGUCAGAUCAGAAAAUCCUUUGUCAAUUAAACGUCAAGUCAGAUUAGAAAAACCCUUGUCAAAUAAAUCUCAAUCCCAAGUAGUAGACUCAGUAAAAGUAGUAGAAACAUAUCAUUCUGUUGAAGUAGGAACUUCUAACAAUCAUAGCCCAGUUGAGGCUCCAAUCAGAAAUGGAAGCAACCCUGAUGCCCCUUCUGUUGUGUAUCCAUGUGGUAAAUGCUCUCAUGAUGUCACCGGCUUCGAAUGCGUUAAGUGUGAUGGUCCCUGUGAAAAAUGGUAUCAUACUAAGUGUUGUAUGCACAAAAAAACUUUUGAAAAACUUGGGCAACACUCAGAAGUAAUGUGGGUAUGUAAGAAUUGUAAGGCCCUAGAGAAGAAACCGGCUAAGCUAGUUAAAGUAGUUAAAUGGGGUAAUUAUGCUUCUUUAAGUGAGAUAUCCAAUGCUGCUGAUUUAGCCUACAGUGAAAUUAUGAAAUGGACCAAGAACAUGUUCCUAGUGCCACGGGGCAAAGUGGGCAACGCCUUCAUUUUUGAAGUAAGCAGAUUACUCAACCUGUUUAAUGACAAGACAGAAUGGGAGAGUAUAGCGUUGAGAUUACUAUUUAUCUUCAUUCCUAUGAUGCUGCAAAAACCAUCUAAAAACUCUCGUGCAAAGGAUCACAACAUCUAUCUUGAUAAAAGGCUCAAGUUAUGGAAAGUUGGGGACUUGAACGCUAUAAUCAGUGAAGGGUGUGAGAUUCAGAAACGACUUGAAGAAACACGUAAAGCCCAGGAGAGAUCCCUUGCUACCAAGUUUGCACAGCUCAUGAUCCAUGGCAAAGUCUCAGCAGCAACCAGUCUCAUAAAUCGUCAAAUGCAUUUAGUAAAUCCCAAGAGCUUGUCGCUGAAGCAAUUGCCAGAUUAGCCAGGCGUGUAUGUACUGAAGAUGUAGAUUUCAAAUCAAUAGCAGUGCUCACAGCUGGUAGGCUUGUCCCCUUAGAUAAAUGUCCAGGCCUAAGACCAAUUGGUAUUGGUGAGAUCCUGAGACGGAUUAUUGGGAAGUGUGUGAUGAUGGUAUUAAAAAAAGAUGUUCAGAAGAAUGCUGGACCACUUCAAACAUGUGCAGGCCAUGAAGGGGGGAUCGAGGCAGCAAUACAUGCUAUGGCAGAGGUGCACGAUGAUGAGGACACGGAAGCCAUUUUGUUAGUGGAUGCUUCCAACGCAUUCAACGCUCUCAAUAGGACUGCUGCUACCAACAACAUGCAGUAUGUUUGCCCACCACUUGCUAAAUAUUUUGAGAACACCUACAGAGAACCAACAGACCUUUAUGUGGCAAACAGCAAGGGAGUGAUCAUCAAGAGCUGCGAAGGUUUCACUCAAGGAGACAAUAUUGCCACUGGUGGAUAUGCUCUUAGCACCAAGCCACUUAUCGACCGCCUGAGAAACAUCAUCAAACAGGUGUGGUUUGCCGAUGAUAGUGCUGCUGGAGGGAAAUUGGAGGCAGUGUAUAAGUGGUGGAAGGAGUUGCUCCAAGUUGGACCUAAGUAUGGUUAUUUUCCUAACCCAUCUAAAAGCAUUCUAGUAGUGAAGGACCCUCAGAUGAUCGACCAGGCCAAGGCAUUGUUUGGAGAGUUCAAUAUGCAAAUAACAUCAGGCACAAGGCAUCUUGGUGCAGUACUUGGCAAUACAGGUGUCAAAGAUCAGUACAUUGCCGAUAAGGUCCAAGGGUGGUGCGAAGACAUCAAGAUGCUAGCUGAUAUUGCAGAAUCUGAGCCUCAAGCAGCCUAUUCAGCCUACAUCUCUGGCAUACAACACCGAUGGAAGUUUGUUCAAAGGACUGUUCCUCAUAUCUCUGAAGCCAUGGAGCCGCUAGAACAUGAAAUAAGACAAAAGCUUCUGCCAAAGAUGCUGGGCAGGGAGAUUUCAGACUUAGAGAGGGACGUGUUAAGUCUACCAAUAAGAUUGGGAGGAUUGGGCAUUGGUAAACCCCACGAGGAAUGCCAGUCUGAGUACACAGCUUCCAAGCUACUCACCACCGAGCUUACAAAGGCAAUAGUGGACCAACAGGAAGUUUACACUGCAUCCAGUAACCUCACCAAAUCAGGGAAAGAAAUGAUAAAAAAUUUGAAGAAUUCCGAGCUCCAAGCCAAGUUUAACGCUAUAGCUGAAAGAUGUGGCACCUCCUCUAAGAGAGCACUACUAACAGCAAGAGAAAAGGGAGCGUCCAGUUGGCUUAACACAUUGCCACUUCAGCAGUAUGGCUACACUCUGAACAAAGAGGAGUUUCGAGACAGUGUCUGCUUACGCUACAGUUGGUGGAUACCAAACACUCCCAUCACCUGUGGAUGUGGGAAAACAAGUGAUCUUGACCACCUUCUCACCUGUAAGCUAGGGGGCUACGUGAUAAUGACCCACAACAACAUCAGAGACACAAUGGCAAAUCUACUUCGUGAGGUAUGUCAUGAUGUAAAAGUUGAACCCCAGCUACAGAAGGUGAAUGAGGGUGACUGCCUCAACCCCAAGACUAUAACAGGUGACCAAGCUCGGCUUGAUGUAUCUGCUAGAGGAGUUUGGACUCCAUUUGAUAAGACCUUUCUUGACAUAAGGGUUUCACACCCCAAUUGCUUAUCAAACAGGACAAAAACUCUUCAAGAAGUAUACGAAGAGAACGAGAAAGAGAAGAAGGACGAGUACUUGGAGAGAGUGUUGAAUGUGGAGAAGGCUACCUUCACCCCGGCUGUAUUCCUCACAUCUGGAGGAAUGUCUAAAGAGUGUAAGCAGUUCGUCAACAGAGUAGCAGACCUCAUUGCAAGAAAAAGGAAGGAAAGGUACUGCGAUGUAGUAAGACACGUGAGAACUAGGAUAAGAUUUGCAAUGUUGAGAACAACUCUUAUUGCUCUACGAGGGUACCGAGGAAAGAAGGUGGACACCAAACGUGAGAUUCAGCUAUCAGAAGUUUCAUACAACCCCAUCCCUGCCCCUAUAAUGGAGUAGAUCAUGUGUUUUGUUAAAAUGUUUUUGAAAAAAUUAUUAGUAGCAAUGAAUUGUGCUCUGCCAAUUGCAACACUUAAAAUUUGAUUGUGCUCUGCCAAUUGCAUCACUUGAUUUAAUUGAAUGUAUAUAUAUACU
Molecule: messenger RNA, 3302 nt
Organism: Bolinopsis microptera
Lineage: Eukaryota; Metazoa; Ctenophora; Tentaculata; Lobata; Bolinopsidae
Exons: 2
Coding region: 1242-3167 (641 amino acids)
Source: RefSeq, a predicted model, not a curated record